Molecule: messenger RNA, 2120 nt
Organism: Salvia miltiorrhiza (redroot sage)
Lineage: Eukaryota; Viridiplantae; Streptophyta; Magnoliopsida; Lamiales; Lamiaceae
Product: phosphatidylinositol/phosphatidylcholine transfer protein SFH2-like
Exons: 11
Coding region: 865-1854 (329 amino acids)
Source: RefSeq, a predicted model, not a curated record
GAGCUGCUCGCUUCUCCACCGGUAGAUUAAAUUGCCAGAUUCUUUUCAAAAUACACAAUUAUUUUAUCUUUUGAUCAAACUGUGUAAUAUACUAAUAAUUUUGUUGCUGUCCUUAGCCGACCAGAUGUGUCAUUUCAACCGAUUAAUGAAUGAAACCAAAAAAGAGAGAAUAAAAUACACUAGAAUCAAAUUUCUAUAAAUCAUGUAUAGUGUUAGGUACUAAUUCUUUUAUUCAUUGCCACUAACUGAUCAUCUUCUUUGUCUUUCCAAAUUUCCCACGUAGAAAAUGUUUGUGUAUGAAAACUAGUAAUUCUUUUUUCUUACAGUCAAAUUAUCCGUUCUUCAUUUUUUAUUUUGUUUUGUAUGGUGUUUGUGUGUUCUAACUUUUGAGUCAACCAUGGUGGGAGCAAAUUUUUUACUCCUGCUCCUCGUUCCAACUGCAUUUAAUUCAGCUGCUGUUUUGACCCUUCAACACGCCAAAGCUAUUUUCGUUGUUGAAAAAAAGUAACAAGAUACCACUUAUAAAUUUCCAAUCAUGUCAAGAAUAACCAGCAUUUCAUACAGAUCUUUUUUGUUGUGGUUGUGGUUUUGAUUUUGGAUAUUGCAGUAAAACAUAAAAGUAGAAGGAUCAAAGAAGGUACGAGGGAAAGAGGGUGGCUUGCCUUUCUUGAAUCUUGACCCCAUUGAACUUUCUCUUUUCUAAAUUAAAAGUGGAAUCUUUAUCUCUCUCUCUCUCUCUCUCUCUUCUUUAACUAACCAAUUGAUAAAAAAAUUGCACUAGUAUAUCCAUGUGAGGAUUGUUUUAGCGAUAAGUUUAUUCUUGGAAAUCUUUUCCUGUGUUUUCUUUGAGAAGAAGAAGAAGAAAUGGCUCUGGUUACUCAAGAAGCCAUCAACCAAUUUGAAGCAUUAAUGGAGGAAGUGGACGAACCACUCAAAAAAACUUUCCAGAAUGUACAUCAAGGAUAUCCUCAUGAAACGUUUACUCGUUUUCUGAAGGCGCGAGAAGGGAAUGCUCAAAAGGCUCAUAAGAUGUUGGUUGACUGCUUGGAGUGGAGAGUUCAAAAUGACAUUGAUAAUAUGCUAGCGAAACCAAUUGUUCCCGAGGAACUUUACAGAGGGAUACGUGAUUCUCAGCUUGUAGGAUUGUCGGGUUACUCAAAUGAGGGUCUCCCUGUAUUCGCUGUUGGAGUAGGCCUGAGCACAUUCGACCGAGCAUCCGUUCAUUAUUAUGUGCAAUCCCACAUUCAGAUUAAUGAAUACAGGGAUCGUGUGAUUUUGCCUGCUGCGACGAAAAAGUAUGGGAAGCAUAUCAGUAAAUGCGUAAAGAUCUUAGAUAUGACUGGCUUGAAACUCUCGGCACUAAACCAAAUAAAGCUCCUGACUAUAAUUUCUUCUAUUGACGAUCUAAACUACCCCGAAAAAACACAAACUUAUUACAUUGUGAAUGCGCCAUACGUCUUUUCGGCAUGUUGGAAGGUAGUAAAGCCACUUCUUCAGGAAAGAACAAGGAGUAAAAUAGAUGUACUCUCGAGCUGUGGACAGGAUGAUCUACUUAAGAUAAUGGAUUAUUCUUCCCUUCCCCAUUUCUGCCGGAAGAGAUCUUCUGAUUCUUCGAAAUAUUCAGAGAGUAGCUCCGGAAAUUGCUUUUCCUUGGACCAUCCAUUUCACCGACAACUCUACAAUUACGUUAAGCAGCAGUUCUUGCUCUGUCAACCUGCCCCACCAGUAAAGCAAGGGUCCGUUCAUGUAACUUUGCCUGAAGACGCUGAUAAAGAAGUCAUUGCAGAGACUUUGGAAUCCGAGUUAAAGAAAUUCAAGGAUCUCAACAUUGCUCAAGGACCUAAAAAUGAGUAAUUACAAGCUUGCAGAGAUAUCUUGGUUUAGAAUUCUACCUAGCCACCCUAUAGCUAUAGAUUGUUAUGUAAUUUCAUGUAGCUCGCCAAAAAUACGUAGUUGAAGCUGUGUGCACAAUGCCCGGCCACAGGCGAAGUCAUGUGCAGAUGCCGGCUUCUCUAUAUCAUCAAGUAUGUCCUAAUCUUGCAUCCGUUUAACAUGAGUUGUAAAGAAAAUAUACAAAUUUCAUAUAUAUAUAUAUAUAUUCUGGUACUGUUUCCCUACAA